Messenger RNA from Quercus lobata, 1308 nucleotides. RefSeq names its product Acyl-CoA N-acyltransferases (NAT) superfamily protein. NCBI's taxonomy places the organism in Eukaryota, Viridiplantae, Streptophyta, Magnoliopsida, Fagales, Fagaceae. The record is from RefSeq and is a predicted model, not a curated record. Gene Ontology annotation, molecular function: N-acetyltransferase activity. Gene Ontology annotation, biological process: N-terminal protein amino acid acetylation. The coding region runs from base 98 to 1000 and encodes 300 amino acids. The transcript is spliced from 3 exons. Gene Ontology annotation, cellular component: chloroplast.
UGGAGCAAAAACCAAACAGAAUCUCCGAUUGUUUAGCUUUUGCUUAUUAGCUUAAGAAAGAGAGGGACAGGACAGAGUUUAAGAAAUCCUCCAAGAAAUGCGGAGCAUACCACUUGGCGUCUCAGUGUCCCCAACCUCAACCUUUGUAAACUCAUCUAAAACCACCUCUUCUUGUCUUACUUUCAAGAAGAAGCCACAAAAACAAAACCCAUCUUUCUUUUCCACUCCAAGGGCUCAUCAUCAUCGCUCCUCUCAUGAAUUCUCUCCCUUUUGUCCCUCCAAAUCUGGAGUUUGCCGAGCGAGUCAAGUGGUUGAUUUAUUUCCCACUGUGUCUCCUGGAAUUGUUGUUAGGGAGGCCAGGUUAGAGGACUGUUGGGAAGUGGCUGAGACCCACUGCAGCUCUUUCUUCCCUGAAUACAACUUCCCAUUAGAUUUUGUGCUGAGGCUUGAUAGGCUGGUGGCAAUGCUAGCAGGAUUGUCUGUACCUGAUGGUUGCAGGAGAACUUGUUUGGUUGCUGUACUUGGUAGUUCUACUGAUGAAACCUUCCUUUUUGGACCCGAAGAUUUCAAAAUUGGUAGUUUUGAUGGGAAAUUCAGUCUCAAUAGGGGGUAUGUGGCUGGAAUUUUAACAAUUGAUACUGUGGCUGAUUUCCUUCCAAGGAAAGGACGACUCCGGCAGAGAAGGACUGGAAUUGCAUAUAUAUCAAAUGUUGCUGUUCGGGAGAGAUUCCGACGCAAAGGAAUAGCUAAAAAGCUCAUAGCAAAAGCUGAGGCUCAAGCCAGGAGCUGGGGCUGCCGUGCCAUUGCAUUGCACUGUGACUUAAACAAUCCUGGGGCUACAAAGUUGUAUAAAGGCCAGGGUUUCAGAUCUAUUAAGGUGCCAGAAGGAGCAAACUGGCCCCAACCCAAGACCUCUCCAGAUGUUAGGUUCAGCUUCAUGAUGAAGCUUCUUAACACGUCAGCUGCAGCACAGAUUCGCCAUGAGCAUGUGAUAAGUUAGAAACAGAAAUAACCAUUACAACAGAUAGUAGAAGAGUAGGAUAGUUGAAAUUAGUUUGUUGUAUAGAUAGAUAAUGAGAUUAACUGAAGGUAUUGGCUGCAAUCUUAUUGCAAUGUAUUAUUCAUGGACGCAUGUCUAUUUUUUGAUGUGCCAUUGAGUUGUUUGUAUGAUUAAUACAGCUCUUGUAAAACACACACAAGUCAAAACCAAGCUUGUUAGGAGCAUAUUUGCCUGCACAUGUGGAUGCUCCUUUCCUUUUUAGCUAAGCAAUGAUUAUCUAAUAUAGUGGAUACAUGUAUUUUCACUCA